This is a messenger RNA of Microsporum canis CBS 113480, 1514 nucleotides long. Its product is annotated as NADH-ubiquinone oxidoreductase subunit. NCBI's taxonomy places the organism in Eukaryota, Fungi, Ascomycota, Eurotiomycetes, Onygenales, Arthrodermataceae. The transcript is spliced from 3 exons. The record is from RefSeq and is a predicted model, not a curated record. Bases 93 to 1514 code for a protein of 473 amino acids. Gene Ontology annotation, biological process: mitochondrial electron transport, NADH to ubiquinone. Gene Ontology annotation, molecular function: quinone binding; NAD binding; NADH dehydrogenase (ubiquinone) activity.
AAUUGAACAAGCAAAAAACAACUUCUUUGCUAGCAGCAGGAUCUGUCCAGGUCGUAUUGGGGUUGCCAUUCAAGCCUCCCCGUCCGUUGGCCAUGGCUUCCUCCAUCACAUUUCUCGCACGCCAUGUGCCAAAGCGGCUCUGUCUGAGUCCCUCGUCUCGGUCGAUUUCCGCCAAAACAUCCAGGACGACAACCUUCUCGAGAUCGAUAUCUGCCUCUGCGCCAUGCCGCUAUGCUGAGGCGUAUCAGGCAACCAGACUGAUUCCAACCGACCCUUCAUUUAGGCCGGAUACUUCAAAAGCUGAUGCAACCCCCUCUGGACUCGAGUCUGAAACCACCUAUGGCCGAAAGAUCCGUCAUUAUACGGUCAACUUUGGCCCUCAGCACCCCGCUGCCCACGGCGUGCUUCGAUUGAUUCUGGAGCUCAAUGGAGAGGAAAUUGUUCGCGCUGAUCCGCACGUCGGCCUUUUGCAUCGAGGCACGGAGAAGUUGAUCGAAUACAAGACAUAUAUGCAAGCUCUGCCUUAUUUUGACCGAUUAGACUAUGUCUCGAUGAUGACGAACGAACAAUGCUUUUCGUUGGCUGUGGAGAAAUUGCUGAACAUUGAGGUCCCCGAGAGAGCCAAAUGGAUUAGAACGAUGUUUGGUGAAAUUACCAGGAUUCUCAACCAUCUCAUGUCCGUCCUUUCCCACGCUAUGGAUGUCGGUGCUUUGACUCCAUUCUUGUGGGGAUUCGAGGAGCGAGAGAAGUUGAUGGAAUUCUACGAGCGAGUAUCUGGUGCGCGUCUUCACGCAGCCUAUGUUCGCCCAGGUGGUGUGCAUCAGGACAUUCCCGUUGGCCUUCUCGAUGAUAUCUAUCAGUGGGCCACUCAAUUUUCCGACCGCAUCGACGAGACCGAGGAACUUCUCACGGACAACCGAAUCUGGAAGGCUAGAACUGUCGGCGUCGGCGUUGUUACCGCUGCCGAAGCUCUCAACUACGGAUUUUCCGGUGUUAUGUUACGUGGUUCAGGUGUCCCAUGGGACAUCCGCAAAUCCCAACCAUAUGAUGCCUACGGACAGGUCGAAUUUGACGUGCCUGUCGGUGUAAAUGGUGACUGCUAUGACCGAUAUCUCUGCCGAAUGGAGGAGUUCCGCCAAUCACUUCGUAUCAUCCACCAAUGCCUAAAUAAGAUGCCGGCUGGGCCAGUGCGUGUUGAAGACUAUAAGAUCAGCCCUCCCCCACGCAUAGCCAUGAAGGAGAACAUGGAGGCUUUGAUCCACCAUUUCUUGCUCUUCACAAAGGGAUAUACUGUACCUCCAGGUGAAACCUACUCUGCCAUUGAGGCUCCAAAGGGUGAAAUGGCGGUUUUCCUUGUCAGUGACGGUAGCGAACGACCCUACAGAUGCAAGAUCCGUGCCCCAGGUUUCGCACAUCUAGCGUGCUUUGACCAGCUUUCCCGAGGCCAUCUACUAGCUGAUGCAGUUGCAAUCAUCGGUACUAUGGAUCUCGUGUUCGGUGAGGUCGAUAGGUGA